Molecule: messenger RNA, 4676 nt
Organism: Gigantopelta aegis
Lineage: Eukaryota; Metazoa; Mollusca; Gastropoda; Neomphalida; Peltospiridae
Product: prolyl 4-hydroxylase subunit alpha-1-like
Exons: 10
Coding region: 1-1140 (379 amino acids)
Biological process (GO): peptidyl-proline hydroxylation to 4-hydroxy-L-proline
Cellular component (GO): endoplasmic reticulum
Molecular function (GO): iron ion binding; L-ascorbic acid binding; procollagen-proline 4-dioxygenase activity
Source: RefSeq, a predicted model, not a curated record
AUGGCCAAGUUGGUGACGUCUCUUCACUCUUUGGUAGCUGAAGAUUGCUACAUACUUGGGAAAUAUGCCUACUACUCACAAGACUUCUACCACACGUAUUUGUGGAUGCAAGCCGCCCUUGGUAGAGAAUUACUCGAGCAGAACAAAACUGUGGCUCGGUCAGAGAUCCUCGAUUACUGUGCAUACGCCACGUCUAGGCAAGGAAAUAUACGCCACGCACUGAGUCUAACAAAGGAAUGGUUAUUGUUAGACCCUAAUCAUGAACGAGCGAAAAACAACAAGCUGUAUUAUGAACGAAUGAUCCUUGAUGAAGAAAGGAGAGAAGGAAAACGCGGAGACGAAGAAAUUCCCAUCAAGAAUGAGCGUCAGGUUGACGACUAUCGGAAGUCAGUUGAAUUCACGUCCUAUGAGGCGCUGUGUCGGGGGGAGGAUAUCAUGGCUAUAAAAGAUGAGCACCGGUUAAAAUGCCGCUUUGAAACGAACAACCACCCACUCCUGAUGAUUCGGCCCGUCAAGCUGGAAGAAGUUCAUCUCAAACCGUGGAUAGUCCUGUAUCAUGAUUUUCUCAGUGACGCCGAGAUAGAAACAAUUAAAACAAUAGCAUUGCCACGGUUGAAUCGAGCGACCGUCAAUAAUGUUGUAACCGGACAACUAGAAACAGCCAGCUAUAGAGUUAGUAAGAGUGCCUGGCUGCAGUCACAAGAACACAUACACAUUGACAGAGUGGUCAACAGAAUCGAGGCUGCCACAGGCUUGAACAUGGAAACAGCUGAGGAGCUUCAGGUUGCCAAUUAUGGACUAGGAGGUCAUUAUGAGCCACAUUUUGAUUUUUCAAGGAGAGAAGAGGAAGGUGCGUUUAAGUCACUUGGGACUGGAAACCGACUUGCGACUAUGUUAAAUUAUAUGAGUGAUGUAGAAGCAGGUGGAGCCACUGUUUUUCCAAGAAUUGGAGUUAAACUGUUUCCAAAAAAGGGUGUUUCUGCGUUCUGGUACAACCUGUAUAGAAACGGGCAGGGAAUUGAAAAGACCCGCCAUGCUGCGUGUCCCGUGCUGGUCGGGACGAAGUGGGUUUCAACCAAGUGGAUUCACGAACUCGGACAAGAAUUCCGCAGAAAGUGUAGUUUAAACCCAGAUGAAUAACACAUGCACACACAUUUACGUAUCAAGAUGAAUAACAUGUGCACAUACAUUUACGUAUCAGAAGGUGCUAAUUUCAAAACAAAUCAUUCCUAAUAAUACAUGAUUAUUGUAUUUUGCAUUAUAUAAAUUAGAGGAAAUGCAACCAAAUUUAUGAUGUUUUUGUAGUGUAAUGUAUGCAUAUUUCUGUUGUUACUAAAAAAAAGAGGUUUUAUUUCACUGUGUGGAAUAGUUUGCACUUAAAUAUAGCAGUCAAACGAUCAUUUUAUAGUGUAAUAUAUACCGGUAAUACAUAUAUCCUGUUGUUACCAACAAGUGUGUUAUUUUACUGUAUGGAAUAGAUGACACUUAAACUUGAUCUUUUGGUAAGCAUGUAUUUUUCCCCCAGGCUGUAGUCAACAACCGAUGGAUCUCUUUGAUUUAACCUCCAAAUUGACUUUACCAUUUGUAUACAAAAGGUUGUGGGGAAAGUAUAUUAUCGUGUAUAAACAAAGAUAUAAUAGUACCGGUAGCCUAUUUACACUGUUUCCUUAGCUUUAUUUGUAUACACAAUAGGUACAGACAACAUGGUGGCCAUGACAACUGCUGAUGUGUCAUUUCAUGUAAGGGUCUCCUUUUCAUUCGGUUUAAACAUUGUACAGACCAAAAGAUGUAUAAAUACAACACUGAGCCAAAAUUAUACAAGUUUGAAUAAUGUUGUUGUUUUGUAAUUCAAAUCUGUAAAUAACUCUUAUUAUAAUAAUAAAUAAUAUCAUCUCAAUUUUGCAUUACUUUCGGCAAUACUUUGAAACCGAAAUAGAUCCCUUCAUUUGUUUUCUUUAUUUCAUAUUAAUAAAUUGACUGUUUACAUUAGUUGUUAAGUGUUGAAUCAGUAAAUGUUAUCUAUCAAUGUACGACAGAAUGUAAAAAUUCCCUCAUUGACAGAAAAAGCCGAAGCGCAGAAUGGGGAUUCCCCUUAAUUUGUAUAUUAAUUAUCUGAAGAAAGAGUUUGAAUGUUAUUUCAUAGUAUUUUAUGCCACUAUACACACUUAUGUAAUUAAUGGCUUCACACUCACAGUGGGUAAAGCGGUUCUGUUUCACAUACUUAAAAAUCAUCGAAAAUUAUCACAUUAAAUUUUUAUAAUUCCAUGUGAAUAAUAAUUUCAUUAAUAUAAAAUACUAUGAAGUAAAAAUCAAACUCUUCAAUUUAUAAUAAACGGAGUGUUCUGGACGAAAAGGAGACUCUUAUAUGAAACUGUCCAAAUACAAAUAUUAUUUGAAUGUUUGUGUCUAGUCAUUUCAAAUGUUGCAAACACAAGUCAGUUUUUAUGAGAAAGUCUCCAGGGUGAGAAUGAUUUCAAAUUGAUAAAAUACUUCGGAUGGGGUUGCUAGUUACACAAUGGAACAAUAGAAGUGUGUGUACUUUUAUAGACAUGGGUAUUAAUAUACAUAUUCUGUCAUAUUGUAAUAGUGAAGACCUUUCUUAUAUGUUCAGUAAAAUAUUGUUAUAUUUAACAAUAUUUUAAGGGGUUAUGGAAAUCCCCUGAAACAUAGUUUAAAAAGAAAAAAAAUUCCUGUGAAAUAAAACAAAAAAUUCCAGUACAUAAAAUAUUUUUCCAGGAAGUUUUAACUACUUUCCAGAGUAGUUUUGAAAGCAUUUUUUCAGGGUUUUCCUGAUGUAUCUGAACUCUAAAAUCAGGUUUUGUUGUUCAACUAACAAAAUAUUUUUCCCUCACUACCCCCGGGUUUUGUACGAUUUUAUACCAGCAAUGGUUUGUUUACAAAUUUUAUAUUCCCUGGCUUGCAACUAUAAUAAUGCAAAGUUAAUAUAAAAACUACUUAAGAAAAAAAAAAUUCUUACACUAUUGGUGCUAGAAUGAAUGUGAGCCCGGGCUGUUAUUACCGUCUCAUAUCUCAUCUGAACUUGUUAUAGUUGUUUUAGCUAGUCUGUUUUAUAGUCAAGAGGCUGUUGUGUCCAUGAAAACAACUUUUAAGAAUUGGUACCUUAUACAUACUAAUCUCGGUGUUUACAGAGGUGACAAAUCUUCACUAAUAAUAUGCAUCUUUUGUAGGACUUUGGGGCAAGAACAGCAUAAUUUUGUUGGCAGAUUUACUUGUUUUUUAUUAUACAGAUCUGAAAUGUUGUUAUGUUUAAUGUAUACCGACAUCCAAAAGAAACUUUACAUACAUAAAAUUUGAUAAAUAUUGUUGCUAAUCAAAAAUAACCAAUUAAUAGAAAUCAAAUUAAAAAAACUUUGCAUAUAUCACGAAGUGCAUUAUGUUUAGAUUUUGAACUUCAUGAUGCUUUCAUAUCCCACUGUACCGUUUGUUUUUGGGGGGUUUUAUAAUACAAUUUUAAGACUUGUAGUUUCUUUUGGACGUCAGUAUAGUUAAUUUUGUAGGACUAUGGGGCACAAGAACAGCAUAAUUUUGUUAGCAGGUUUAUCUGAAUGUUGAUACCAGUAAUGUUGUUAUCAGGUGGGACAAACCACACUCAAAUGGGAGUCUUUUUGUUCAUUUUGUCUUCCUAGUCCAUAAAUGUCGUUUUUCACAAUCCAAACAGUUAGAAAAAAAAAAAAUGGUGGAGCAUUAAAAGCCAUGUUUAAAUUGCUUUUCAAUCAAACAUCAUCGGUAUAUUCCGUCUACAAAGAAUAAUUAACUUGUUGUGGCCGUCUCUAGUAGUAGUAAACCAAAUAACAUCCGGUUGGGUCAAAGUUUGAGGUGCAACUUUUGAUGAAGCAGUCAAUACCACAAGUCCUGCCAUUGGUGAUAAAUGUGACUGUGCUUGUUUAAAAAUAAAAUUAGUUUUAUCUAAGCAAAAAAUGUAUGCAAUUUUAUUUCUUCUCAUACCACUUGUGGAGUAGCCUUGUGCUUAAAACAUGCAUGGGGUACCUGUAAACAAAACACCUACUCCAAUUUGGUGCUAAACUAGAGGUGUUGUAAAAAUAUCCAGUUAUAUCGAACAUGAGCAUUGAAAGGUACCGUUUUAUUCAGUUAAUACUUUGAACCUAAAAGACUGCAACAGAUUCAUAUUUUUUAGGUUUGUAUUGGCCUGACAAAGUUGGUGAUGGAUAUCAAACUGAAAGAAUGGGGAUAUGGAGGCAGUCAAACCUAACCCAUGCAUUAAGAUUGUGAAAAAUAGCAACAUUUAUGGACUGUUCCAUAUUUCCUGUAUUCAAAUAUUUUUAACAUUAUUUGUUACAAACAUUAAGUUAGGUGUUGAUUGUUCAGCAGACAAUACAUGUACCUACCUUGUGAAGGUCCUAAAUGCUCAUGUCAAUUGGUGCAGUAGCUUGGGAGUCUGGCCAGGAAACGCUUUGGUGUUUUAAUUCCAAACUCUAACUCAAUAAAUGAUUAACCGGUUUUUGACUGAAUGUUAUUGUUUUAAGGCCAAAAUUAUUUACUGGUUAACCGGUUUUUGACUGAAUGUUAUUGUUUUAAGGCCAAAAUUAUUUACUGGAUGAACUAUAAGAAUUGGACAAAUCUGAUGACCAAUUCAAAACAAGCAUGUACUUAAAAUUGUUGAUCCACUGCUUUGAUAAUAAAGUGUUUUAUAUACA